This is a messenger RNA of Mercenaria mercenaria, 2916 nucleotides long. Its product is annotated as uracil-DNA glycosylase-like. Gene Ontology annotation, biological process: base-excision repair, AP site formation via deaminated base removal; base-excision repair. Gene Ontology annotation, cellular component: nucleus; mitochondrion. The record is from RefSeq and is a predicted model, not a curated record. Lineage: Eukaryota; Metazoa; Mollusca; Bivalvia; Venerida; Veneridae. Bases 219 to 1238 code for a protein of 339 amino acids. Gene Ontology annotation, molecular function: uracil DNA N-glycosylase activity. The transcript is spliced from 5 exons.
UAGCCGUUCCGCGAAAUAUUCCACAUAGAUUAUUGAAAUAUGUGUAUGCUGUAUAAAAUGGUAAUGAGGUACAUAAACAUCUUAGUGAUUUUCAAAUAAAUACAAUAUACAGAAAAGUCAAACUCCAUUCUUUUCAGACAAAACUAAUACAAGUAAAUUGUACCAGUAGAAAAAGGAGCAAUAGAGGACUGAUAACAGAGAGAACCAGAUAAGAAAAAAUGAUGACCCAAACAGUUAUGCAACCAGUGAUGCAACCAGUGAUGCAACCAGCGAUGCAAACAUCGGUGCAACCAGUGAUGCAACCAGCGAUGCAAACAUUGAUGCAACCAGUGAUGCAACCGGUGAUGCAAACAUCGAUGCAACCAGUGAUGCAACCAGCGAUGCAACCAGUGAUGCAACCAGCUAUGCAACCAGUGAUGCAACCAGCGAUGCAACCAGUGAUGCAACCAGCGAUACAACCAGUGAUGCAACCAGCUAUGCAACCAGUGAUGCAACCAGCGAUGCAACCAGUGAUGCAACCAGCUAUGCAACCAGUGAUGCAACCAGCGAUGCAACCAGCGAUGCCAAAUCCAUAUGCUAAUUUGUCUGUGAAUCUCACGGAAUCUUCUUGGGGACCAUAUAUUACCCCUUACCUAGUACAACCUGAGCAGAACUUGAUGGCUGCUUUUGCAAACGGGGAACAAAUAUUUCCUGCACCAACGAAAAUAUUUACAGCACUGAAUUUAACACCUCUUAAUAGGGUGAAAGUGGUUAUAUUAGGACAAGAUCCCUAUACAGAUGGAAAUAAGGCAUGUGGUCUUGCUUUUUCUGUACCAGCUGGAUGUCCAAUGCCACCGUCACUGAGGAAUAUAUUCACUUGUUUACAAAAUGAUCCGAAUGUGAACUUCACAUCGCCAAUUCAUGGAGAUCUAACCGGCUGGGCUGAUCAGGGUGUUUUGCUGUUAAACACAAUUCUUACAGUUGGACAAAAGGCAUUAAGCCAUAAAGACUUUGGAUGGGAGAUGCUUACAGACAAUGUCAUCAAGACUAUCAGCGAUACUCAACCUCAUGUUGUUUUCAUUUUGCUCGGCGCGCAUGCCCAGUCUAAAAGCUCUUUAAUAGAUUCGUCGAAACACACAAUACUUACUGCUUCCCAUCCAGCUGCAUGGGCUCCCCAAAACACGUUACUAACUUCUAAAAUAUUUUCCGGUUGUAAUGAAGCUUUACAGCGGCAUUGCCAAACACCUGUCAACUGGUAAAUAUGACGACCUGCUAUUAUGAAGCUUUACAAUAGUAUGGACAAUCACCUAUCAGUUGGCAAGCAUGAUGAUCUGCUACUAUGAACACAGUGAUAUGGGCAAUAAUUGUUUUAACUGACAAAUAUGACGAUCUCUACUAUAAGAUUUAUAGUAGUAUGGGCAACCAACUAUCAGUUUGCAAACAUAACAAUCUAAUAGUAUAUAGCUAUACUAAUGGUAUGGGCAAUCAGCUUUAAGUUGGCAAACUUGACUUGAGUUAUACAGUACUUUGGGUAAUUUUAUAUAAAUUUGAAAUGACGAAGAAUGGAGCUUUACAUUGGUAAUGGAAACCGCUUGUUAGUUGGCAGUUAUGACGAUCUGCUACUGUAAAGCUUUAUAGUUACACGGGGAAUCACCUACUAGUAUCAUUUGGCAAAUAUGACUGUCUACAACUAAAAAGCUUCACAGUGACAUGGGCAAUCACCUAUCAGUUCGCAAGCAAGAUGAUCUACUUAUGCGUUUAUGAAGCUUUACAGUGGCAUGGACAAUUACCAAUCGAUUGGCAAAUGUGACGGUCCACUAUAGUGAUCAGCUUUACAAUAACAUGGGCAAUCACCAGUAAGUUGGCAAACAUGACAAUCUGCUAUAAUGAAUCCUUACAGUGGCAUGUGCAAUCGCCUGUCAAUAGGCAACAAAGAAUAUUGCAAUCUAUGUACAAUGUAUUACUAAGUUUGUUACAUUGUAUACAUCUUGUAAUAUCACUGUAUGGAAGUAGAUAAAAAUGAACUAUACCAUGAACACUUGGCGUUAAAUUACAGAUACAUUAAUACAGUUGGAACAUGCGUUAAACUGACUCGAAUUCUUUCAACUCGUGGCUUUCACAAAAAAAGUGCAUGUAACAAUAAAGUAUCAUUUGUUUUUAAUAUUCGCUAUUUGUGAACAUAGGAGAACCUUUUGUAUUUAAUAUCAAUUUUCAUUAACUAUUUAAAUGGUUGAUAAUAUGUUUUCUAAAAUAGAUAGAGUUAUUACAUAUUGUGUAUAUUUCUGUUUCUUAUUACACUGUUAACAACGUUAUCACAAGUCGCUAUACUGAAAACAUAUUUCUUAGUAUCUUAUAAUGAAUAAAAUGUAGUGCCUUUUUCAACAGAUAACUUCUCAAUAUAUAUUUGAAAAUAAGGGAUUCAUUUUGACAGAUUAAAAGAUUGUGAAGAGUUGUAAUUAGUGCCAGUGGAUUUAAACAAAAGGAGUUCUUACAUGACUUGAAUAGAGAAAACGACAGUUAGUUAGCUGUCAGUUUUUAUUGUUUUAUUGUACGAGUUGUAAACUACAGUAUAGAAGAGUCUUUUUAAGAAAAUCAAACUGUAAGGUAGAAAUAACUGCAAACUUUUAGUAAGGUCAGGUCUCUUUUCCACCUGUCAAAUUUUGUCAUUAGUUUACACGAGCUGUUAAUUAAAAUUAGUUUUAUCUCUCAACUCUUCACAUGCAUUGUUUUUGCAAGUUUCUUAUCAUGUAGUGUGUAAGAUAACAAUAAAUUUCAUAACAAUAGUUGCUCUAAAAAUGUUUUGUUAGGCUCAUUUAAGUCACAUAAUAAUUUCUAUUGCUUUGGUUUAUUGUUGGUAAAAAGGGCACCAAAACUCAUUCUUGAGGCAUAAGAAUUGUCCUUUUCUGAUGAGUUAAGAAAAAUAUUAGUGCGACUCUA